AUGGGCGAGGACGCUGAGCGCCCUCGCUGGUUUGAGUUGCUUAGGGUUGGUGUAGACAUUUUUGUUCUUGAUUAUGAUGCUAUUAUUUCUACCAUGUAUGCAUUGGAGAUUAGUGCUGAUGGGGACUGUUACUUGUGUGUGCUGCCUGACCCUGGUAUAGAGGCUAGUACUCUAGGUGCUGGUGAGGUGGCAACCUUAGUUGCGAGCGAGUCUGCUCUCUCAAGUACUACGCCUGAUGAGGCCUUGCACACCUUCACGCUUCACUCAGGUGCUUUCCGCUGCUUCUUUCGUGAUAGUACCGCACUCACACCACUCCUUGCACCUGUUGCAGUCACUCUAGCUGACCCCUCAGGGGGUCCAGUUCUUGCCAGGUCCACCACUGUGCUUCGGUGCCCGGCGGUUCCGUCUGGCUCACUGUCAGGUCUCCACCUCCCCUCGUUCUCGACGAACUUGGUGAGCAAUGCCGUCAUCCAAGAUCAUUGGGUUGACACCUUUUCCCCCGGAGGACAGCGUGUGGCGAUCUGUACGUGCUCCAUGACUGGCCGUCACCUGGCCACGUUCGCCCGUCAGCCAGGGUCGAGUCUUUACACACCGACGACUGUGUCUCCUCAGGUAGCUGCUAUCGGUCAGGUGUCUGCGUCAGGUCAGGUAGCCUCCCCUUGUGAGCGUCGCUCCUUGUCGCACCAGACUCUUCUCUGGCACCACCGCCUGGGUCACCCCUCCUUACCACGUCUCCGUGGUAUGCACCGUCGCCUCCUUGUGUCUGGUCUUCCUAGGUCUCUCCCUCCCCUCCCUGCCUCGCCUGCGCCGCCCUACCUUCCUUGCGUCGAGGGGCGGCAGCACUCCGCUCCUCACUCCUCCUCGUUUCCCCCUACAGAGGCUCCUCUGCAGACCCUCCACCUGGACGUGUGGGGUUUAGCCCGCGUUCGUGGUCAGGGCGGUGAGCGGUACUUUCUGCUGGUUGUCGACGACUACUCGCAUUACACCACGAUCUUCCCCUUGCGCACCAAGGGUGAGGUCCCUGCUGUCCAGAUCCCUUGGAUCCGAGCAGUUCGUCUCCGGCUCCGCCGCAGGUUCCGCCAGGACCUGCCUAUCUUGCGUCUGCACUCUGAUAGAGGUGGUGAGUUCUCCUCCGACCUCUUGCGGGCCUUCUAUCAGGGGGAGGGCAUGAAGCAGUCGUUCACGCUUCUGGGCUCAGUGCAGCAAAAUGGGUUUGCUGAGCGCCGCAUUGGCUUAGUCGUUGGCGAUGCGUCGCAUUUCCGGGUCUGGGGUGCUCGUGCCCUUAUGCGCGAUACGUCCGCGGACAAGCUCUCCUCCCGCACCAUUCCCUGUGUCUUCCUUGGCUUUGUCCCUGACGCGCCUGGCUGGCAGUUUUACCACCCCACCUCGCGCCGUGUCUUCCCCUCUCAGGACGUCACCUUUGACGAGUCAGUUCAUUUCUACCAUCUCUUCCCCUACCGCACUGCCCCUCUCCCUCCCCCGCCGCUUUUCCUCACUGCAGGUCCCCCUCCGAUAGACCCCCUCCCCCCUCGAAGUCCUGCUCCUUGGGGUGUGUCUCAGGUAGACCCGCCCCCCUUGGCUGAGCUUGUAGAGGUGUUGAGGAGUGCGGAGCCUUGGGGUGCUGGGCUUGCGGUUGCGGAGUCUAGGGGUGCUGAGUCUGUCCGUGAGGUGCUGGGGGGUGCGGAGCCUGGGGGUGCUGAGCCUACGAGUGCGGAGCCUGGGGGUGCUGAGCCGGAGGGUGCCGGGUCGGGGGGUGCUGAGUCUGUUGGCAUUCCUCUGAGUCUCGUUUCACGACGCGGGCCUGUCUCACCACAGCAGGCACGAGAGUGGCUUGCGUCGCGUACCCGCCAGCGGAGUCGUGCUGCUGGAGCUGCUUGUCGUGGAGGCGCUGGGAGUGCUGGUGUCUCUGGUCCUGGAGGUGCUCGUACUGGAGGUACUGGAGCUGCCGGGACUGGGACUGCUCCUCGAGCUGGAGGUGUCGGCUUUGGGGGUGCUGCUGCUGGAUGUACUAGGGCUGGAGGCCCUGGAGCUGGUGCUGUCGACCCUGGCAUUAACGACCCUGUUGCUGGAGGUGCCGGUUCUGGGGGUGUUGAUAGUGGUGGCGCUGGAGCUGGAGGUUUUGGAGCCGCUGGAGGCGCUGGAGCUGGGGGUGCUGAUGCUGUAGUCACUGGAGCUGGAGGUGCUGCUACUGGAGGCGUUGGAGCUGGAGGUUCUGGAGCUGCUGGAGGCGCUGGAGCUGGAGGUGCUGCUGUUGGAGUCACUGGAGCUGGAGGUGCUGCUGCUGGAGGUGCUGGAGCUGGAGGUUCUGGAGCUGCUGGAGGCGCUGGAGUUGGAGGUGUUGCUGCUGGAGUCACUAGAGCUGGAGGUGCUGCUACUAGAGGCGCUGGAGCUGGAGAUUCUGGAGCUGCUGGAGGCGCUAGAGCUAGAGGUGCUGCUACUGGAGUCACUGGAGCUAGAGGUGCUGCUGCUGGAGGUUCUGGAGCUGCUGAAGGUUCUGGAGCUGCUGGAGGCGCUAGAGCUACUGGAACUGGUGGCACUGCACCGCCGCGACUGUUUUUGGCUCCCCUGUCACCGUCGUCUCUGCCACCGCGUGUCUACGUGCUUCGCCAGGUUCUUAGCCUCCCGUCUUCUACAGGCCUCCCGUUAAAGUCCGGCGCACCACUGCCUGCCCCUUCUCCUUACACUGAGCAGACAGACUCCCUUACAGAGCGUCGUGAGCCUCCGUCUCGUCCUGCCUCGCCUGUUCGCGCGCGUCGCACUGAUAGUCGUGUUCCUCGUGAGCGUCCGCCUCCUGUCCCUGGCACGCGCGCUAUGGCACUUCGUCCUUCCUCUGUUCUACAGCGUGUUCCCCUACCGUCUCCUCCUGCAUCUUCACUGCCUGACGUUCAAAACCCUUGA
Molecule: messenger RNA, 2898 nt
Organism: Closterium sp. NIES-65
Lineage: Eukaryota; Viridiplantae; Streptophyta; Zygnematophyceae; Desmidiales; Closteriaceae
Source: the annotation of a GenBank genome assembly